AUGCGUUUGUUUUUAAACACACGAAUACACACGGUAACAUUAAAACGCCUAAAGUCCAAUUCAAUUCCUUUAUCUGAAUUGAAAGUUGGAGUACUGAAAGAAAUUCACCCAGGUGAAAAACGUGUUUCCAUAAGCCCAUCCGGCGUCAACUUGCUUAAAAAAGCAGGAAUCAGUGUCACGAUUGAAGAAAAUGCAGGAGAGAAUGCUGGAUGGUCGAAUUUAGAUUAUGCCGAAAAUGGUGCAAAUGUCGCACCUUUGUCUAAUGUAUUGAGUAGUCAUGUAUUACUCAAGGUGAGACCUCCCAGCGAGAUAGAAAUUUCAACGUUUGAGAAUGAUCGCACGUUGAUCUCAUUUAUUCAUCCUGCUCAAAACAAACGACUUUUGGAAAUCUUGGGCCAAAAGAAAACCACAGUUCUAGCAAUGGAUUGUGUUCCGCGAAUUAGCCGAGCUCAGGUGUUUGAUGCGCUUUCUUCAAUGGCAAAUAUUGCUGGAUAUCGCGCAGUUAUUGAAGCAUCGCAUCAUUUUGGAAGAUUUCUCACGGGUCAGAUAACAGCUGCUGGAAAAGUUAAUCCAGCAAAAGUAUUGGUUAUUGGAGGAGGAGUUGCUGGACUGAGUGCUAUCGGUACUGCUAGAGCAAUGGGUGCAAUUGUUCGAGGAUUCGACACAAGAGCUUCGGUCAAAGAGCAUGUUGAAUCUCUUGGAGCACAAUUUCUAACCGUUGAUAUAAAAGAAGAGGGCGAAGGUGGCGGAGGAUAUGCAAAGGAAAUGAGCAAAGAAUUUAUUGAAGACGUUGAUAUUGUCAUCUCUACCGCACUAAUUCCCGGCAAGAAAGCGCCUCUUUUAAUAACUGAAGAAAUGGUGAAGUCGAUGAAACCGGGAAGUGUGAUUGUCGAUCUCGCCGCCGAAUCCGGUGGAAACGUCGAAACCACGAAAGUUGGCGAGGUGUACACAAAAUAUGGGGUCACUCAUAUUGGUCUCACCGAUUUGCCAUCACGUCUUGCUACCCAAAGUAGUGAGCUUUACUCGAACAAUAUUGCAAAAUUUUUGUUAUCAAUCGGCGACGGAAAAAUGUUCAAAAUCAACAAAGAAGAUGAGGUUGUUCGUAGCGCAUUAGUUCUACACCAUGGUCAAUUAACAUGGCCUCCACCCCCUAUCAACUUUCCAGCAGCACAGUCCAAAAAGGAUGAUAAACCUAUAAAAGUGGAAGCUGAGCCAGUCUCUCCUUUAAGAAAUACAACAAAACAAGCGCUGCUAUUGACAUCUGGAUUGGGAUCAAUCUCUCUUCUUGGGCUGUCAUGCACAAAUCCUCAAAUGGCAACAAUGUCAACUACUUUUGCAUUGGCUGGUCUAGUAGGAUACCACACAGUAUGGGGAGUUACUCCAGCAUUGCACUCACCUCUAAUGAGUGUCACGAAUGCUAUAUCAGGAACAACCGCAGCAGGAGCAUUAUGUUUAAUGGGAGGCGGACUAGUUCCACAAAACUCAUACCAGUCAAUGGCAUUGUUAGCCACCUUCAUUUCUUCAAUUAAUAUUGGUGGUGGAUUCUUAGUAACUAAAAGAAUGUUGGAUAUGUUUCAAAGGCCCGAUGAUCCUCCUGAGUACAAUGGAUUAUAUGCAAUACCUGCAUUGGUAUUUUUCUCAGGAUACGGAUAUGGAGUUUAUUCGGGUGCCCCUCUGAUACACUCGUUUGGAUAUUUGGGAUCGUCGCUUUGCUGCCUCGGAGCUCUUGCAGGACUGUCGUCUCAGAAAUCUGCUCGUGUAGGAAAUGCAUUAGGAAUGAUUGGAGUCACUGGAGGUAUAAUAUCUACCAUUGGAUUAUUGAAUCCUGACAUAGAUACGCUUUUGCAAAUGUCUGGUUCAAUUGCUUUGGGAACUGCCAUUGGUACUGUAAUUGCUCAAAAAAUUAAGGUCACGGAUCUUCCCCAACUGGUUGCUGCUUUUCAUUCAUUCGUAGGCUUAGCUGCUACAUUAACAUGCUUGGCGAAUUUCAUCAAAGAACAUCCUCAUUUCCUUGAAGUUCCCAAUUCUGCUCUUGCUGCAAAAUUAUCGCUUUUCCUGGGAGCAUAUAUUGGUGGAGUGACAUUCACUGGAAGUAUGAUGGCCUACGGAAAGCUUCAAGGACUCAUUGCGUCUGCGCCAGUUUACCUACCUGCUCGGCAUAUAAUUAAUGGUGGACUUCUUGCUGGAAAUAUUGGAGCUUUGGGUGUGUACUUGAAUAAUACUGAUUUCUCAACCGGAAUGUCUAUGCUUGGAACCACUGUGGGGCUCUCCAGUCUGAUGGGUGUUACUUUAACCAUGGCUAUUGGAGGAGCAGAUAUGCCUAUCGUUAUAACCGUUUUAAACUCUUACAGUGGAUGGGCAUUGUGUGCCGAAGGAUUCAUGUUAGACAAUAAUCUUCUUACUGUGCUGGGAGCACUCAUUGGAAGUUCUGGAGCCAUUCUGUCGCAUAUUAUGUGCAAAGCAAUGAAUAGAUCAUUACUUAAUGUGAUUCUUGGUGGUGUUGGAACAAAAUCAAAAGGAAUUGGUGAAGCAAUGAAGAUUGAAGGCACUGCGCGUGAAAUUACCAGCGAUGAUACUGCUACGACACUUCUAAAUGCGAAAUCUGUUAUUAUUGUGCCAGGAUACGGUUUGUGCGCUUCACAAGCUCAAUACCCAAUUGCUCAACUCGUCAAAGAGCUGCAAAAUCGAGGAGUACGCGUGCGAUUCGCUGUCCAUCCAGUUGCAGGGAGAAUGCCCGGUCAGUUGAACGUACUUCUCGCUGAAGCUGGGGUCCCUUACGAUAUUGUCGAAGAAAUGGAGGAAAUAAAUGACGAUUUUGAGGACACCGAUGUUGCUCUUGUAAUUGGCUCCAAUGACACAAUAAACUCUGCUGCAGAAGAUGAUCCAAAUAGUUCGAUCGCAGGAAUGCCCGUCCUUCGAGUGUGGAAAGCAAAAAAUGUAAUUAUAGUGAAAAGAACAUUGGGCACUGGGUAUGCAGCAGUCGAUAAUCCUGUCUUCUUUAAAGAAAACACUUCAAUGUUACUUGGCGAUGCAAAGAAGAUGAGCGAAAACCUUCUCGAGAAGAUUAAGUCGCACGCAUUCUGA
Molecule: messenger RNA, 3084 nt
Organism: Caenorhabditis bovis
Lineage: Eukaryota; Metazoa; Nematoda; Chromadorea; Rhabditida; Rhabditidae
Source: the annotation of a GenBank genome assembly